Molecule: messenger RNA, 996 nt
Organism: Equus caballus (horse)
Lineage: Eukaryota; Metazoa; Chordata; Mammalia; Perissodactyla; Equidae
Gene: GPX2
Product: glutathione peroxidase 2
Biological process (GO): response to oxidative stress
Molecular function (GO): glutathione peroxidase activity
Source: RefSeq, marked validated
CUUCCAGGCUCCUCCUUCCUUCCCACCCCUUUAAUAGGCCCUCAGUGGGCUCACCCCACUCUGGCACUCACUCUGCACUUCCACCAUGGCUUACAUUGCUAAGUCCUUCUACGACCUUAGUGCUAUCAGCCUGGAUGGGGAGAAGAUAGAUUUCAAUACAUUCCGAGGCAGGGCGGUGCUGAUUGAGAAUGUGGCCUCGCUCUGAGGCACAACUACCCGGGACUUCACCCAGCUCAACGAGCUGCAGUGCCGCUUUCCCAGGCGCCUGGUGGUUCUCGGCUUCCCGUGCAACCAAUUUGGACAUCAGGAGAACUGUCAGAAUGAGGAGAUCCUGAACAGUCUCAAGUAUGUCCGCCCUGGGGGUGGAUUCCAGCCCACCUUUACCCUUGUCCAAAAGUGUGAAGUGAAUGGUCAGAACCAGCAUCCUGUCUUCGCCUACCUGAAGGACAAGCUCCCCUACCCUUAUGAUGACCCACUUUCCCUUAUGACCGAUCCCAAGUUCAUCAUUUGGAGCCCGGUGUGCCGCUCAGAUGUGUCCUGGAACUUUGAGAAGUUCCUUAUUGGGCCAGAGGGGGAGCCCUUCCGACGCUACAGCCGCACCUUCCCCACCAUCAACAUUGAGCCUGACAUCAAGCGCCUCCUCAAAGUUGCCAUAUAGGCACAAGCUGCUCAGCACACAGAUCUACUCCAUCCAUCCCUUGAGCAUCUUUCCUUAGGAUUUGGUGUGCCCUCAGGAGACACGGCUGACCUAAGCUGUCCCUUGGAAUCAGUCUCCUUCAUUGAAGAGCCUUGCCUCUCCAGUCUGCCUGUUUCCUUUCCAUCCCCAAACCUUCAGGUUGGUGAUUCAACUCCAGGCUCCAAGACUUCGGUAGGCUCUGGGCCUUCACAGAAUGAUGGCACCUUCCUAAACCUGUAUGGACGGUGUCUGAAAAGCGUGAAGGGCCCCGAGUCAGCCUACCAGAUGGGUCCAAUAAAGGGCAGGUGUGGAAAUGGCCA